This is a messenger RNA of Symbiodinium pilosum, 967 nucleotides long. NCBI's taxonomy places the organism in Eukaryota, Dinophyceae, Suessiales, Symbiodiniaceae. The record is from the annotation of a GenBank genome assembly.
GUUCAGUGCCAUGCCUUUUCUGUAUUUCGACUGCCUAUGUGAAGCGCUGCCAGAUUUGUGGGGACAAGGGGAGCACCUACAUCCUUGGCUGCAGAUUGCACUGGCGUAUGAAGCCCGAAGCUGCGCGUGCUCGUUCUGGCUCUGGCUGGUGUGGAGUACCUAUGUCGUGAUCUACUCGCGGCAGAACGCGCAAAAGAACCAGAAACAGCAACGCACGUCGAGUUCCCACAGCAGCGAGGCCGUGGGAGAUGGCCAACCGACUUGCCGCAUUUGCUUUGGCGGGACCGAGAGCGGCCGGCUCAUUUCGCCGUGCCUGUGUUCAGGCAGUAUGCGCUUUGUCCAUCUGGACUGCUUGAACAUGUGGCGGUCUUCAAGCGUCAAUCCCCAGUCUGCGUACAAGUGCGAUCAGUGCAACUUCGAAUACUCCUUCCAGCGUGCUUUGUAUGCAAGCAUUCUCAGAUCUGCGAUUGUUCUGCAUACGAUCACUAUGCUGGUAUUCGUCGGUGCUGUUUGGUUGUGUAGCUAUGUUUGUUACUACAUUGACUGGUUCCAGAAUGGCGACGAGAAUGCUGAGGUUUUCUCCAAAGAUCUCGUGGAGCACUUUGUCAACAUCAGCGGCCUCGAUGAUAUUGACAAGGAGGAGUUUCGUCGACUGGCUGACGGGCUGAACUCAUUCACCGUUGGUGGCAUCAACCUGGCACACAUAAUCAACGGCCUCAUGAUGAUUGGCCUCAGCGGAUGCGUUUCCGCGAGUGUCUUUUUGUUUGGUCGACUCAAUAUGGCGGAUGCUGCGGUUUUCCCCUUGAUGCUGGUGAUUGUCGUCAUGGGCCUCUGUCGAGUAUUUCAUUCUUUCUAUCACUACGUCAAGCACCUCUCCGGCAAGGUGCUCGCAUCUGCCGAGUCCAUGAUCCUCGAAAUCGAGGGCCAAGCGCCUCCUGGUGACUCUUCGCAAAGGACGGUGGCUUGA